Dicrocoelium dendriticum is the source of this 813-nucleotide messenger RNA. The record is from the annotation of a GenBank genome assembly. NCBI's taxonomy places the organism in Eukaryota, Metazoa, Platyhelminthes, Trematoda, Plagiorchiida, Dicrocoeliidae.
CUACUCUACGAAGUAAAUUGCGGACAACCUUUAAAACUCCGUUGGGGAGAAAUGGUCGCCUGUUUGAAAUGGGAGUGGUGAGGCUAACACACUUCUAUGGAAUGACAAGGAGUAUUUCCAGUGUUUGGACAAUUUAAUAAUCUAUUUAUCGAUUUUGUACAGUGUUGUUCUGGUUUUGCUUUUCCACCUUUGUUCUCGGACCCUACAGUUACAUAGCAAAUUUUGGAUAAGAGCAAAACGUUUAUAAGCAACGCAUACUGAGACGCGUGUAAAAUGUACGGUCGCACCAAACUAAUGAUUUAUCUUCCGGCGAUUUUUGCCUUAGCCGUUUGUGUGAUGAAUACUAGUGCGGAGGACAUAUACACAGACUGCUCUGAACAAGGAAAUGUCAUCAGCGUAACGCUGAAGGAUUGCAGUGCACCACCUUGCAACGCACAGGGAGGCACGACUAUUCCCCUCGCGAUCACAUUCAAAUCAUAUGGAAAUGUUACUUCAGGGAAGGCCAGGAUGUGCAUGAAGGUAUCAGGAAAAGAGAAAUGUCAUAAAGAAGUGGCCGAAAUAGAUAAUUUUUGCGAUUCAACGCUAGAUCGGUGUCCUCUCAAAACGGGGGACGUGCAGACAUAUACAACCAAUUUUCCUUUUCCUGAUUUGGCCCUGCUUACAAUUGCCACUUACGAAUUGUUGGAUCAGAAUUGCCAGCAGAUCACUUGUGUGGAAAUUCCAAUUCGCAUAAUCUCGGAAAACACUGAUGAUACAAAGUUCCCAAGUGCAAGUGCUAAUGCACCCUGUUCAAAAUUAAGAAACACAAUUUGA